Molecule: messenger RNA, 2148 nt
Organism: Lates calcarifer (barramundi perch)
Lineage: Eukaryota; Metazoa; Chordata; Actinopteri; Centropomidae
Gene: paqr5b
Product: progestin and adipoQ receptor family member Vb
Exons: 8
Coding region: 367-1446 (359 amino acids)
Cellular component (GO): membrane
Molecular function (GO): signaling receptor activity
Source: RefSeq, a predicted model, not a curated record
UUUUGGUCUAACCUUGAAAAACUUGUCUUCCUCUACAGGAAAAUCUUUGUCUUCUUGUGGCCAAUCAGCUGUUGUGUGUAUGUAUGUGUGUAUGUGUGUGUCUAUAGGCCUUUGUCUGUGUGAGCAUACACCUGUGUGCACGUACCCUCUCCACCUCCACAGGGACAGCAGGAGGAGGUGUGGCCCAGGUAUACUGGAUAUUCUCGCCGGGAUUGAAGAGGGAGGCGGUGAAGGGGAGGAACCUUGAGGACGGCAUGGCAACACAAACCUUAUAAAGACUCAGGCACACCCUGCAGGCCGCCUCAGUUCAGCUCACCUCCUCAGACAGUGGCAGCGGCAACAGCAACAGCAGUACCUGGCACAAUCAUGCUCAGCCUCAUCAAAUUACCACGAGUCUUCACCAUCAAUCAAGUUCCCAAAGUUUUCCAUGAGGACAGCAUUAUCUCUGGGUACCGACACCCCCGCAGCUCAGCCACCGACUGCAUCCUGAGCCUGUUCCAGCUGACCAAUGAGACGCUCAACAUCUGGACCCACUUUUUGCCCACCUGGUACUUCCUAUGGAAACUAGUGACGGUGGUGCUGAUGCAGCCAGUAUGGCAGGACUCCUUCACGUGGCCUCUGGUGAUUUUCCUGCUCUCAUGCUGCAUUUACCCACUGGCAUCAAGCUGUGCUCACACCUUCAGCAGCAUGUCUGCGCGGGCACGCCACAUCUGCUUCUUUUUUGACUACGGUGCCCUCAGUUUCUACAGCCUGGGGUCAGCAAUCAUCUAUUCAGCUUAUGUUUUCCCGGACAAGUGGGUGAAUAGCUUCUUCCACCAGUGCUACAUCCCCAUCGCUGUGUGUAACGCUAUCAUCUCCACCAACAUGGCCUGCUACUCCAGGCUUGGCUUACCAUUUCUGCAAUAUAAUCAUGACAUCGUAAAGAGAUUCCCUGAGUGCCAGAGUCCAAAGUUCAGCAAAUGCCUUCGUGUUGUUGCCUUUGCCUACCCCUACCUGUUCGACAACAUUCCUCUGUUCUACAGGGUGUUCCUGUGUGCAGGAGAGGGCUGUACAGACAAUGACACCAACAUCCUCCACUACAACCACAUCGCCUUGGCUUUCCUCACAGGUUUCCUGUUUGCCACACAUUUACCUGAGCGCCUGGCACCUGGCAGCUUUGACUACAUAGGUCACAGCCAUCAACUCUUCCAUGUAUGUGGCAUCCUGGGCACCCACUUCCAGAUGAAGGCAAUUGAACAGGACAUGGUGACACGACGCUCCUGGCUCCUUGAACACUCCAUCCCCAUCACAUUUUCUAACUCAGUGGGUGCAGCGCUGCUUUGUGUGGUGGUGAAUUUGAUUAUCAUCAUCCUCUACAGUCUACCUCUCCUCUCUGCACCAGUCUGUCAAGAAAAGAAAUGUGGUAAAGGUUCAAAGAAAACCUCAUCCAAGGUCCCUUGCUGCUAAACCUCCAGCUUCAUGAGUCACAGCUGAGGUGAUCCCAGCUGGUCACGAGACCCACAGACAAGUGGGUGAUAUACAAACAUUGUAAAGAGCACUCCUGAGCUGAGAGGAGCUGACGUCAUGUUUAAAAGAAUGAUAAAGAGCAGUCUGCACUAAACCCAUGGUGGUAUUUGGCCUUCAGACAUCACUGUGAUGACUGCUGUUACAUGUGUGGGUAAACUGAAAAUAAGGGCAUUAUUUGCACAAACAUGCAAUGGAAAUUUAACAAAAAAACAUUUGUUACCAUGAUAUGUAAUGAAUGUAAAUGUUUCUGAGGAAACUUCUUCCAGUAAAAAGCUACAAAUGUAGUGGGUUUGAUACAUUAUGAGGCGGUGGUUUAUAUGCUAGAAUACUAUGUAAAAUCCAACCUGUAGUGGUGCAUCUACAUACUGUAUCUUUUCAUGUUUAUUGUGCUUGUGCUUGUCCACAGCCUAUUGAAUUGUACUAAGUAGAAAAUAUCAAGACCAAAGAGGCAGUUAUGAUAAGAGAAGACAAUAUUUUUGCUUUGAACUGCCUGGAAAUUAGCAACUUAAUGAAUGAAAAGUUUUGUUACUGAUAAGAUAGAGGAUAUUUUAAACAGAAUGAAUGUUUUCAGAGAAGUUUAUUUCCUUCAAAUGAUUGCUGUUUCUGUCCCAUAGACACUGUUGCGUCGUUCCGUUGCAAAAC